AUGUUUGAUAUUUCUUUUCUUUUUAUUGGAAUAAACUCCAUAUUGACAUUGUUGGGAUGUUUUAUUAAUUUGUUUCUUUGCUAUUUAGCCAUAUUUCAAAGCCCCAAAGCAAUUAGAACUUACUCCCUUGUUUUAAUUAAUAUAACUCUAACAAAUGUUGGAGCGUGUGUAACUGGAUUUCUUCUGGAUCAGCGAAUUAUUCAAUCAGGGAAAUCGAUGUUGUACGUCUCAUACGGAUAUUGUUCACUUCUUGGCGAGGGGUUUUGUUUCAAUAUAUUCGCAGCCUAUCUUCAUUUCCAUACCCACGCUCUAUGGCUUUUGUUUCUCUCUUUUGUAUACCGAUAUUAUGUGAUUAUUCGGCAAGAACCAACAAAAAAAGUUCUUCAAAUAUCAGUUGUCAUAGUUUAUAUUCCUUCUUUGAUUCAACUUAUAUCAAUGUGCUUACAAGAAAUGAAUUUUGAUGAGCUUCGAAGCUUGUCCAAAGAAGUCGUUCCACAAUACAAUCUGACUGGAUUAACCAUCACUGGAAGUCUUGAUUUCUUUACAUUUGCACCGUUUUAUUGUUUGGUUCAUAUGGCAAUUAUCAGUUUUCUUAUUGCUAUUGGCAUUCAUAUUUUGAGAAAAAUGAUUAUUAAUCGAAUGGUUUUGAACGGAGUAGAUGUGACGAUCAGAUCCAGAAACUUACACGCUCAGUUGUUAAGGACACUCUCAUUCAAAGCUACCGUACCUAUUAUCUAUUAUUUUGGAUGCAUAUUCUUCAUUCUUGGUAGAAUUUGGAUCAAUCCAAUUUUUGAAUUUUCAAUAUUUGUUCCAACUGUAAUUGUUCCCGUACUCACUCCACUUUCAGCAUUUAUUCAUGUGGCUCCGUAUAGAGAUUUUGUAUCGAAAAUGUUUCAUGGAAGGCCCAAAAACAAAACUGUGAACUCUAUUUGUAUUAUUCCAAUUAUUUCACAUUAA
Molecule: messenger RNA, 957 nt
Organism: Caenorhabditis elegans
Lineage: Eukaryota; Metazoa; Nematoda; Chromadorea; Rhabditida; Rhabditidae
Gene: srd-7
Product: Serpentine receptor class delta-7
Exons: 3
Coding region: 1-957 (318 amino acids)
Cellular component (GO): membrane
Source: RefSeq, marked reviewed